CUUUUCCACGAGAGUCACAAAUAACAUACGUACAAUGCUCAGAAAACGAAAAUCCUAGAGUAAACUCUCACUUCAAACAUUCUUAUCCAAUUUUCCACUCAAAUUCCCAAAGAGUUUGUUUCCCAAUUUUUCCUUAAUCAUUGUCUAUCUCAGCAAGUCACUAAAUCUGUGUCCCCGUGGCAUGCAUUUUAUAAGCCACCACCCUCAACUCAGUUUCACUCACAUUUUAAUUCAAACCACACCACUCCUUCCUUUCCAGGUUUAGCGUUUGCUUUUGGUUGGAUUUUGCUGAAUGGAAAGUGCAAGAAUCAGCCAAUGGUUAAAUCUUCUAGUUUGUGUACUGCUAUUACUUAAGGCAGAAGGAUCUUCAGUUCCAUUGACUUUGGUCGAGAAUGCCGAAUCAAAAGGAGCUGUAUGUUUGGAUGGAAGUCCACCAGCUUACCACUUUGAUAAGGGAUUUGGAGAAGGGAUUGACAACUGGAUUGUUCACAUUGAGGGAGGAGGAUGGUGCAACAAUGUCGAGAGUUGCCUUGAACGUAAGAACACUAGAUUAGGUUCAUCUAAGCAAAUGAAGGAUAUUUACUUUUCGGCAAUUUUAAGCAAUGAGCAACAGUUUAAUCCAGAUUUCUACAAUUGGAAUAGAGUCAAGGUUAGGUACUGUGAUGGUUCAUCGUUUACUGGUGAUGUGGAAGAAGUUGAUCCAACAACCAAUUUGCACUUCAGAGGAGCAAGGAUUUUUUCAGCUGUAAUGGAAGAAUUACUAGCAAAAGGAAUGAAGAACGUUAAAAAUGCUAUUCUCUCUGGCUGUUCAGCGGGAGGAUUGACUACUAUAUUACACUGUGAUAGCUUUAAAGCUUUGUUGCCUUCUGGAGCUAAUGUGAAAUGUGUUCCAGAUGCUGGUUAUUUUGUCAAUGUAGAGGAUAUUUCAGGAGCACAUUCCAUUCAAGAGUUCUACAGUGAAGUUGUUUCAAUACAUGGUUCAGCAAAGAAUUUACCCACAUCUUGCACUUCAAAACUCAACCCAGCACUGUGCUUCUUUCCACAAUAUGUGGCAUCACAUAUCAGUACUCCAAUCUUCGUUGUUAAUUCAGCCUAUGACAGGUGGCAGAUUCGAAACAUCUUUAUACCUGGCUCCGCUGAUCCCAGUAAUAGUUGGCAUAGCUGCAAGAUUAAUAUAAGCAACUGCUCAACUGAUCAACUAAGUAAAAUUCAAGGCUUCAAGAGUGAAUUCGAAAGGGCAUUGAGUGAGGUAGGAGAUUCUCCAUCUAAAGGAAUGUUUAUUGACUCUUGCUAUGCCCACUGCCAAACAGAAUUACAGGAGACAUGGUUAAAGAGUGACUCUCCACAGCUCGCCAAUACAACUAUUGCCAAGGCAGUGGGAGACUGGUUUUAUGGUCGAAGCUCUUUCCACCAUGUAGAUUGUAAUUUUCCUUGCAACCCUACUUGCCACAAUCGUGUUUUUAAUCUAAAAGAUCACCCCGGAAUAUAAAUUUGUUUGAUCAACUAUAUAAAUCAUUCUUAUAAACUACACUGAUCAGGUAAUUGGUUAUGGUAUGAGAAAAUAAGGUUUAUAAGUAACACUGAGCUUGUGUGCUGUGAGCCCUCAAUCAAUGCUGUAAUUGUAUUCAUAGUAAAAUGAUAUAUUAUGCGGUGCUUUUACUAA
Glycine soja is the source of this 1663-nucleotide messenger RNA. Its product is annotated as pectin acetylesterase 8-like. The coding region runs from base 293 to 1489 and encodes 398 amino acids. The transcript has 13 exons. Gene Ontology annotation, biological process: cell wall organization. The record is from RefSeq and is a predicted model, not a curated record. Gene Ontology annotation, molecular function: pectin acetylesterase activity. Gene Ontology annotation, cellular component: plant-type cell wall. Lineage: Eukaryota; Viridiplantae; Streptophyta; Magnoliopsida; Fabales; Fabaceae.